Molecule: messenger RNA, 3550 nt
Organism: Strongylocentrotus purpuratus (purple sea urchin)
Lineage: Eukaryota; Metazoa; Echinodermata; Echinoidea; Camarodonta; Strongylocentrotidae
Gene: sart1
Product: U4/U6.U5 tri-snRNP-associated protein 1
Exons: 18
Coding region: 105-2480 (791 amino acids)
Biological process (GO): mRNA cis splicing, via spliceosome; maturation of 5S rRNA
Cellular component (GO): U4/U6 x U5 tri-snRNP complex
Source: RefSeq, a predicted model, not a curated record
AUAGCUAGACUCAAGCUUUAUGUUAUUACUUCUGCGAUUUGAGAACGAUUUGCACCUGAAAAUUGGGAGACUUUUACCUUGAUUUACAUUCCAUAAUAUUCAGCAUGGGAUCAUCUAAGAAACACAAGGAAAAGGACAAAGAUCGAGAAAGGAGACACAAACAUAAAGAUCGUGAUAAGGACCGAGAUAAAGAGCGAAAACAUCGGAGUAAACAUAGACACAGGGAUCGUCAUGCCGAGAAAGACGUGGAAGCCGGGGAAGUUUCUUCUCCGGAACAGAGAAGCGAUCGGAAACGUCGAAGAAGUCCAAGUCCACUCCAAAUAAAAAUUGAGAAUGACGAUGGAAUUCAAGAUAAUGAGAGGCAAGAUGCUGCACCUAGUGGUGGUGAUGAAGGAGGGUUUGCUGCUAGUCUCAGUAUUGAAGCAACAAACAAACUUCGAGCCAAACUAGGCCUGGCUCCGUUGAAUGUUGAUGGUGAAGGAAGUGGAGAGCCAGGAGAGAUUGUGGAAGAGAAGAAAGAUGUUCACAAGCCUGCAGUUAACAUUUCUGAUCUCAAGAAGACAGCAGCUCUCAAAGAAAAGAUGGCUCAGAUUCGUGAGAAGAGACUCAUCAACAAGAAAUUACACAAAGUCAAGGUCCUGGCUGAUGAUGACGACGAUGAUGAUGCUGCAGCUUGGGUUGAGAGGAUGAGGAAGAAACAGAUUGCUAAAGCUGAAGCAGACAAAAUGGCAAAGAUGCUAGAGGAGAUGGAUGCAGAAUUUGGUAUUGGAAAAAUUGUUGAGGAUGAGUUCAGCAAGACAAAAGAGCAAGCAUAUUCUAGGAGAAACUUGGAUGGAUUUAAAAUUGAACAUUCUACAAAGAAUUUUCAAGAAGGACAAAGUGUUAUCCUAACACUCAAAGAUAUGGAUGGCCUGCAAGAAGAAGAGGAUGUCCUAGUGAAUGUUAACAUGAUUGAUAAUGAGAGAGCUAAGAAGAAUGUAGAGCUGAGGAAGAAGAGACCAGAUUACAAGGCAUAUCAAGAAGAUGACUUUGAUGAAGAAGGAACGUUCCAUCAGAAGAAGCUUCUUGGCAAGUACGAUGAAGAGAUCGAAGGAGAGCAGAAGAAAUCCUUUCGUCUCAACCAAGCAGGAACAGCUCACAUGGAUGAAGCAGAUCACAUGCAGAGUAUCCGCAACCAGCUGAAGCAACAGGCAGUGAGUCUGGAUAUGAAAGCACCUGCCAUAGCAUCAGAGUAUUACACAGUAGCUGAGGUGGAAACCUUCAAGAAACCCAAGAAGAAGAGGCGGAAAAUGAAAGUUAAGUCGAUACUAGAUGAGUUGACUCCUGAAGCUGAUGCAGGCAGAGAUCACGGGCAAAGAGGAGGGAUUAGGAGAAGACAUAGAGAAGAAGAAGAGGAUGAUUCCGAAACACCGGUGGUACGAAAGGUAGAACGAAGGGUACCUCAACAGGAUGCUAUGGAUAUGGAAGUAGACUUCCCUGAUGCUGAUCAAAUACCCAUUGAGUUUGGCCGAGAGAGGGAUGACAAUGAUGAUAUCUGGGGUCAGGUCAUAGAAGAUGAAGCAGAGAAAGAGUUACAUAAUGUUCUCAACAAAGCCAGGAAACUUAAACAGAAGAGCAAGAGCAGUCAACGGGUCGAAGAUCAGGUUGCUAAAGUUGUUGCUAGUAUUAAAGAAGAGCCUGAGGAUGAUGAGGAAGCAGCAGCAUCGGCCUCAAAUAAAGGAUCAAAUAUCGUCUUCAACUCAACGUCAGAAUUCUGUAGAACCCUGGGUGACAUUCCUUCAUAUGGGAAGUCUGGUCUUCGUGACGAAGAAGAAGAAACCUUGGCAGACAAUGAGAAAGAGGAUGAAGAGGAAGAAGCAAUGGAAGAUGAAGACGAAGAAGAAGCAGCCGGAGCCUGGAAUACAGUCAACAUGGAUGAUAGAGAAGAGAUCAAGCAAGAAGAGGAGGAGCUUGGCCCGGUUCUUGAUGAUGAACCACCGCUUCAAGUGGGUAUCGCUGGAGCAUUGACACUAGCAACCAAGAAGGGUUACCUGAUCAAAGAGAAAAAGAAAAAGACAGGAGACUCGCUCAUACUUACCUCCAAGAAUUGCACAAUAGAGGAGAAGAACUUCAAUGACAUUGAUUCCAAGUACAAUAAGAAUGACCGGUUUAGAGGACCACUCAUGGAUUUCAAAGAGAAGUCUGGUUAUAAACCAGAAGUCAAGAUCACCUACACUGAUGAGACUGGCAGGUCUCUUAAUCAGAAAGAGGCUUUCAGAGUGCUAUCACAUCGUUUCCAUGGUAAGGGAUCCGGCAAAAUGAAGACAGAAAAAAGAGCGAAGAAAGUCCUGGAAGAAGAGGCUAUGAAGAAGAUGUCAUCCACGGACACGCCCCUCCACACGGUUGCUAGGAUGCAAGAGAAACAGAAGAACCUCCAAUCAGCGCACAUUGUACUCAGUGGAGGAAGCAAGACAAUGACUGCCCACAGCAUCACCAAGUGAUUGAAUGCCAAUGACAUCACUCAAUCUAUGCGGACCAUUAGGAAACAAUGAUGACCCCUUCUAAUCUACUACUCUACAGUUAACAAAGAAAAUGGGUUGGGGAGAACGUUCUUGAUAUUCUGCAAAUAUCAUCAUAAUUGAGAUACAUUGAUUUUUAUUGAAGUAAUUAUCUCACUAUCAAGGCAAAGUUAAAUCAUUUGUCAGAUUUGUCUAAAAUCGAUCACAUCUAGGUGACAAUGUAUGAGCCUUGUCACUGAAUAAAAUACACAAAACUGCAUAAUGAAACUCUUUCAAUUAUUUCUUACUGUUUACAUUCAAUCAAAUUUGGGAACACAUAAGAAGAAACAUGUCAUGUGUGAUAUCUAUUUGGGCUUAUGUGAUGGUACUUAUAUUAAAGCGGAUCUAUCCCCUGAAAACUAAUUUGUGUACAACUUGUAUGUAUACGAACGAACCCCCAGUCUUUACAUAGCAUUCUGUUGUUAUGGGGUAUACAAAUUCUGCACAGCAAACCCACGUUGGGAUUCGGGUUCCGUUUGCUUGCUCAUGUAAAUGUGUCAAGGUUGCUGUACCUCCAUUAGAGAAUAUUUAAACAUGUAGCGUUUAUUUAUUUCAAGCUAAAUAUAGUAUUUUGUGAUGAAAUUGAGAGACAUUCAGAGCAAUAUAUUGUAUGGUUACUGAAAACCUGAAACUUUCAUUCAUUUUUUAUUUCUGCUUCAGAAAAUGAGUGUAGUGCUUGAGUGAGCAAAAAUGUGACAAAUAGACCUCGCCAGUCACAAGUUUGAAAAGUGCCAUGACGUUUCUUUUUUAUUUUCAUAUUAUGGAUUAUCUCUGAAGAGCUAAACAACCUUUAACCCAUGAUACCCCCAAGUUAUAUGACUUUUAAGUAAUUUUUUUUGUUUUUAUCAAGAGAUUAAUUUAUGACCAAAAGUAUGAAAUAUUAAUUUUUAGAAUCAAUGUUUAGAAAUUACAAGCAUGUGAAAUCUUUGCCCUGUCGUAACUCCCUUUAAAUAAUAUGCGUAAACAAUCAGGACUCAUUCUCAAAUAUGAUGAAUAAAGAUUUGUACAAACUA